AUGAACUUAGUGACAGUUUUGGUGCUAACCAGGCCAUCUAUGCGUUCCCCAGUCAACGUUCUUUUAUGCGCAGUGGCUUGUUGCGAUAUACUCGUUGAAGUCUCUUACCUCAUUUUUGUUUUACAUUUUUUAUUGGCUUCAGCAGAUCGUUGUGAACCUUCAGAUUUUAGUUGGUGCUGGGCUGUUUUUAUGAUGUUUCAUGCACAUGCUUCUGUUAUUUUUCACGCUGCAAGUAUUUGGAUGCUUGUAGUUAUGGCUCAACUAAGAGUUUUAACUAUUAGAAGAGCCACGAAAGGGCCAACAACUCCAUUAAUAACAGAACGCUUUACUGCAUUAAUUGCUUUACUCACAACCAUUAUAAUGGAAGAACAAGCAAGCGUUAUUCUUCCAUGUUGGCAACCUUCUACUAAUUAUUUAACGACUGUGCCUUCAAAUUAUAAUACUGGCAUUGAAGGAUUUAUAAAUAUUACUUCACCAAUAAAUAAUACAAAUAAAAUUAGAAGACAUAGACUAAAACGUUUUCAACGAGAACUACCAACUUUAAUUGGAAAUGACCAUUAUAAUAAUUUAACUAAAACGACACAACCUCCCACAAUUUUUAAUAAUGAACCAAUAGUUUAUACAGUUCGUCCACACGAAAGUGAUUGUAUGAAUCUUAAAUUAGCUUUUUGGACAAACGGAAUUUUAUUUAAAGUAAUUCCCUGUAUUUUACUUACAUUUUCUAUUGCUGCUUUACUAAGAAUUAUUGCGGAUGUUGCACAUAAAAGAAAGAAUCUGGCACAAGUUAUGCGCAAAAAAGUUCCAAAAGAUCAUACAACUCCAAUGCUUGCUGCAAUUUUAACAAUUUUUCUUUUGGCUGAAUUACCUCAAGGUCUUUUACACGUUUUGAAUGGAAUAUUUUCUUCUGAGUCUUUUCAUAAACGUGUGUAUUUGCCUUUGGGUGAUUUAAUGGAUCUUCUUUCUCUCUUAAAUUCGGCUGUUGGAUUUUUAAUUUAUGUUGGAAUGUCAAGGAAAUUUCGAACAGUUUUCCUGCAAAUACUCUUUUCAGUUUUGCAUUUUAUAUUGAGGUAA
Meloidogyne enterolobii is the source of this 1071-nucleotide messenger RNA. Lineage: Eukaryota; Metazoa; Nematoda; Chromadorea; Rhabditida; Meloidogynidae. The record is from the annotation of a GenBank genome assembly.